Parathielavia appendiculata is the source of this 1005-nucleotide messenger RNA. RefSeq lists its product as uncharacterized. The transcript is spliced from 3 exons. The record is from RefSeq and is a predicted model, not a curated record. NCBI's taxonomy places the organism in Eukaryota, Fungi, Ascomycota, Sordariomycetes, Sordariales, Chaetomiaceae. Bases 1 to 1005 code for a protein of 334 amino acids.
AUGAGUUCUCCCGCGCAGGGUGGACCUUCGGUCCCAAAAGAGAAAGAGAAGGAGAAGAAAGGCUUGGGAAAGGUCCUGUCCAGGAUGAAGACGGUUUUGAAGAAGGCCGGAGGUGAUCGCCGCCUAUCUACGAUCGGCUCGAAAGCUGAUACCCCAACCGCCGGUGCUGCUGCUGCUGCUGAUACAGCUCCAGCUUCGAGCGAACCUGCACCGCCUGCCGCCGAGGCUCCAGCGGCCGUGGAAGCGACCAAAAUUCCGCGGUCUCAUAUCUUUGCUGAGCGCGCGAAGAAGCUCGGCGAGCUGUAUGGCCUGGAGCUGAAGCCCAGCGAGUGGCACUCGACCGAGGGCCACGCUCUUCGUGUGGAGAAGCCCAUCAGGAUGCGCGUGCACAGGAAAUGCCACCUCUGCAGCACGUCGUUUGGCUUGGGCAAGGAAUGCCCGCAGUGCAGGCAUGUGCGCUGCAAGGACUGCCCACGCGUGCCCCCGAAGCGCACCGAAGUUGAGAGGGAGGAGAGCCGCAAGAAGCGGGCGGCCAUGAUCAAGGAACGGGCCGAGAACGCGCCCAUCAUUCCCGACUGGGAUCCAACCCCGAAGAAAAUCGUGCUCAAACGACCGGCCAAGACGGGCAACCAGGAUCUCUACUACAGGAAGCCUCGGCAGCGCGUACGGAGAAAUUGCUGCCAGUGCCAGAGGCUGCUCCAAGGCACGAAGACAUGCGAAGGCUGUCAGCACACCCGAUGCACCGACUGUCCCCGGGAUCCACCCAAGAAGGACAAAUAUCCGUACGGCUAUCCUGGGGAUGCUCCCGGUACCAGGGUUGGACACUACCAAUGCGCCGCCUGCAAACACAUCUUUUCGACACCGCCUACGGACGCCCCAGCCUGCGUCAAAUGCUCGCACGCCCAGUGCAAUCGGCUAACCCCCAAAAAGGUGGAACCGGAACCCGAUCCCGAGAUUCUGAAGAGUAUACAGGCCAAGAUUGAGAGCCUGAAACUCGACAAGUGA